AUGCGUUCUAUUGUCAUGGUCACCAUCCAGAGCCAUCUUAUGCAAUACGAAGGAUCUCAACACACUGAAGCAAGAUCUCAGCUCAGCUCUCGGCGAGGUUCGACAAGUUCAAACGGAUACUUGAAGCGGGCGUUCCUCUUCUUCGUCUCGGACUCACUAGUGAUCACAUCGAUUUCGGACAUGUGUAUAGUUCUCAAAUCCGUUUUUACUGUGUGCAGCCACGCAGAGGAGCUCGUCAUGAUAUGCCGGCAAGCCAAGCGCCCAGAAGCAGACAACAGCCCACAAGCCCACAGACAACGCGAGCUCUGUGGCAACCGAAAAAGAGGACGCUUCCAGAGGGAAGGAUUCUGUGCCAUGUGCAUCGACUUCUUCAAACCAUACGACAUCACUCAUUCGGCCAGUGUGCAGAAGUACCAGAGAUACAAGGCAGAAAACGGAUGGACCCAGCCCGUUCACCCAUCCAGAAUACCCCGCGACUAUCUUUUUCCAUACAAGGUCAUCGUGGUGCCCCGCUCAGUCCAUGUUCUCGGCAGUCAAGCCUGGGCGAAGCUACAGGUUGCCUCCCAAAAAUGGUACAAAGGGAUUCAUACACCGACGUCGGUGGACUUUCGUCGCUGCAUCGAUGGGUUUCACCUGGAUGAGAAUGUAGCCCGAAGAUCAGUACUCAGAAAGCCACCAAAGGCGCUGACACCUGAAGUUUGCAUGAAAGAACUCCCGCCCCUGCCAGAAGGUGAGGCCGACGGCUCUGUUCGCCCCUCACGGAUUCAGUGUUCAAGACGAGCUGAUGUGUCCGCUCGAUGA
This is a messenger RNA of Colletotrichum abscissum, 801 nucleotides long. RefSeq lists its product as uncharacterized. The coding region runs from base 1 to 801 and encodes 266 amino acids. Lineage: Eukaryota; Fungi; Ascomycota; Sordariomycetes; Glomerellales; Glomerellaceae. The transcript has 3 exons. The record is from RefSeq and is a predicted model, not a curated record.